AUGGUACAAGGAAUCAACCAUUCACGUUUCAAUGUGGAGAAAGUUGAUGCUGACAGGAUGUAUCGACUUGCUUUUACAAACAUGGACCCAACGGAAGAAGCUGUGUACAAUUGUGCAGUUAGGACAGUCUAUGAAGUCAACUUUAUCAAUGGUACUCUUUUACUAUUCAAAGGUAAUCAUAGUACCUAAAUACUAUUAACAUUAGUACAUUUCCAUGUUAUUCACACAGCUCCCUUUGUACUCACUGUCUUGUGUUGAUUGUUUGAAUGCCAAUAGUAGCAUACACAUAUGUGUUAUUACAAAAGAAAAACCCUUAGUAAUGUAAACAUUUAGCUGACAAAACUUAACGCUUAAAAUCUUUGUGAAGCAUGUGAUACAUUAGAGAAUGAAAACUUUUAAGAGGUCACACUACCACACUGUGGUGCAGAGGCCAGUGAGAGAGAGAAAAACAAUAGUUGAACAAUUUUGAACAAAUUAAUUUCUUCCAAAAUUAAGGAGAAGCGAGAGAGAAGGAGAGAGAGAGAGAUAGAGCUAUGUUUCGUUGUAUGUAUUUUUACCACUUUCUCUAUCACUUACUUAGCUAGCGUCAAAUGCAGCGAGCUAGUUUAGCCUACUCAAACACCCAGCUCAAACAGAGGGAUGCUAUGUUAGCUAGCUGGCUAUGGCUAUCCAACACUGGAACUCUUCCAAGUCAAGGUAAGCUUUUGGUUUUAUAAAUGUAUUGCCACCGGGGCCCGCCGGUUUAACUGCUAAACUGCUUGCUGCUGACUACUAACGUGUUAGUUCUAGUAGCUAUGUUGACUAUGACGUGACAAAGAUGUAGGCUCUGUGUAGCGGUUAGCGGUCAUGAUAUGGAGGUUUGGCUUGGAAAGGUUUUUUCAACUGGUCACAGACAGCUGAUGUGUUGUGCAUUGAAGUCCACAAGUGAAGGAAAAGGUGAGAAGAGGAGAGCGUGUAGAUAGAUGCGAGAAGGAAUUAUAUAUACAACGAGCUGUUUGUAUGUGGCUGCUAUAAAAGUGAACUGUGUUUGCAUGUGAUCAGGAGUGUAUUCAUUGCGCCGAUUCUGUUGAAAAUAAAUUCUUAAACGGAAGCAAACCGAUCGAAACGGGGAUAAACAUACCUGAAUUUGUCCAAUAGAAACUCUCGUUUCCAACUAUUGGACUAAUUCUUACACCCUAGAUCAGCUAGAUGCAUGCAAGAGUGUGCAAGGCAGUAUUGAAUGUGCCACUGUCUGUCACCUUGAUUACUCAAAAUGUUCUCGACUUGUGCACCUACGUUGUAACCUUUCAUUAACAGGCUAGGUUGUAGCAACCUCAUGAUGGGUACAGGGAAAAUACAAUAUGAUGUAAAAGAAAUAAGGCCAUGUUCAUAAAAAUGUAAAAAUCAUCCUCCCUCAUCUGAAAUGGCACCGACCGCCACUGGUGUGUACUGGUUCAGAGCCAGAUCAGGAGAAUCCCAUCCAGGAGUAAUUUACACCCAUGGGAACAGGAGUGAUGAGUGUGAGAAGAGCCCUGAGAUUCCCUCUCCUAGAAAGAGCUGUGUCUACAGCCUCUCCAAAAACAACCUCAGCCCCUCUGAUGUGGGGAGAUCCUGUCGGGCAACGGACAAACCUGAAUAUUGGUAGGUAGUAUGUAUGUACAUAUCUAUAAUCUAAAACAUUCUUAACAACUGAAGCCAUCAUUAAAGGUUGAAUAUCAUCAGUUCUUGAGGUUGUACACUUAAAAAAACAUAUACAGUGCAUUCGGAAAGUAUUCAGACCCCUUGACUUUUUCCACAUUUUGUCAUUCUAAAGCCUUAUUCUAAAAUUGAUUAAAUUGUUUUUUUCCCCCCUCAUCAAUACACACAAUACCCCAUAAUGACAAAGCAAAAACAGGUUUUUAGAAAUUAUUGCAGAUUUCUAAAAAUGUAAGAACUGAAAUAUCAUUUACAUAAGUAUUCAGACCCUUUAUUCAGUACUUUGUUGAAAAACCUUUGGCAGUGAUUACAGCAUUGAGUCUUCUUGGGUAUGAUGCUACAAGCUUGGCACACGUGUAUUUGGGGAGUUUCUCCCAUUCUUCUCUGCAGAUCCUCUCAAGCUCUGUCAGGUUGGAUGGGGAGCGUCACUGCACAGCCAUUUUCAGGUCUCUCCAGAGAUGUUCGAUCGGGUUCAAGUCCGGGCUCUGGCUGGGUCACUCAAGGACAUUCAGAGACUUGUCCUGAAGCCACUCCUGUGUUGUCUUGACUGUGUGCUUAGGGUCGUUGUCCUGUUGAACCUUCGCCCCAGUCUGAGGUCCUGAGUGCUCUGGAGCAGGUUUUUAUCAAGGAUCUCUCUGUACUUUACUCCUUUCAUCUUUCCCUCGAUCCUGACUAUUCUCCCAGUCCCUGGCGCUGAAAAAUAUCCCCACAGCAUGAUGCUCCCACCACCAUGCUUCACCGUAGAGAUGGUGCCAGGAUUCCUCCAGACAUUACGCUUGGCAUUUAGGCCAAAGAGUUCAAUCUUGGUUUCAUCAGACCAGAGAAUCUUGUUUCUCAUGGUCUGAGAGUCCUUUAGGUGCCUUUUGUCGAACUCCAAGCGGGCUGUCAUGUGCCUUUUACUGAGGAGUGGCUUCCGUCUGACCACUCUACCAUAAAGGCCUGAUUGGUGGAGUGCUGCAGAGAUGGUUGUCCUUCUGGAAGGUUCUCCUAUCUCCACAGAGGAACUCUGGAGCUUUGUCAGAGUGACCAUCGGGUUCUUGGUCACCUCCCUGACCAAGGCCCCUCUCCCCCGAUUGCUCAGUUUGGCCGGGCGGCCAGUUCUCGGAGGAGUCUUGGUGGCUCCAAACUUCUUCCAUUUAAGAAUGAUGGAGGCCACUGUGUUCUUGGGGACCUUCAAUGCUGUGGAAAUGUUUUGGUACCCUUCCCCAGAUCUGUGCCUCGACACAAUCCUGUCUUGGAGCUCUACGGACAAUUCCUUCAACCUCAUGGCUUGGUUUUUGCUCUGACAUGCACUGUCAACAGUGGGACCUCAUAUAGACAGGUGUGUGCCUUUCCAAAUCAUGUCCAAUCAAUUGUAUUUACCAAAGGUGGACUCCAAUCAAGUUGUAGAAACAUCUAAAGGAUGAUCAAUGGAAACAGGAUGUACCUGAGCUUAGCAAAGGGUCUGAAUAUUUAUGUAAAUAAGGUAUUUCUGUUUUUUAUUUUUAAUACAUGUCUAAAAACCAGUUUUUGCUUCGUCAUUAUGGGGUAUUUUGUGUAGAUUGAUGAGGAUUUUUUAUUUAUUUAAUCCAUUUUAGAAUAAGGCUGUACCAUAACAAAAUGUGGAAAAAGUCAAGCGGUCUGAAUACUUUCCGAAUGAACAGAAUAUAACUUUAUUUUACAUAAGUAUGCCAAAACUAUGAUCUUGUUUUUUUUCCUUUCCCGAAAAAGCAACAGAGCCUGUAAUCAUUGCUCUGGGUGUGACCUCGGCUGUCUGUGUGAUUGGGAUCAUUAUCCUCAUCUGCACCAGACAUACUAGACCAGUUUGUGAACAUUGUAAAGGUGAGCUGUUCAACUUAGCAAAUUGUAGAGAAGUAUCUAAAAUUGUUAGGCUAAUAUCCUUUUGGGAGUUUUUAGUAAUUUUUAUGCUUUGUUUUUAUCCAUGGAAACAGUGGGUGCUUCUCACCAUAUCGGACAUGAUAACUCAACUAGAGAAUCAAGAAGCCAGGUAAACACAGCAAAGUUGUCUAAUCAAUAUUGUCCAGAAAUGUAACACAGCAUUUUUUUUGUAAUGAGAUAUUUCCUACAUUGAUUACUACUCUAUCUCGUGCUAUUUUUUUAGGACUAUGUAUCCCGUUAUGGUUUAAUAUUGUAUAACAGUUUGAUGAAAAUAUGAUUAUUCACAUGAUCAAGAUGCAGAUAUGUUGAAUUAUGCUGCAUUGAAUUUCUCUGAGAGGAAAACUAAAAGAGGAGGAAAGAAGAGAGAGUCACCACAGGAGAGUGUGUACUCUGAUGUCAGAUGUUCAGACUGGGACUGA
Messenger RNA from Coregonus sp. 'balchen', 3971 nucleotides. The record is from the annotation of a GenBank genome assembly. NCBI's taxonomy places the organism in Eukaryota, Metazoa, Chordata, Actinopteri, Salmoniformes, Salmonidae.